Messenger RNA from Salvia splendens (bonfire salvia), 2730 nucleotides. Its product is annotated as zinc finger MYM-type protein 1-like. The transcript is spliced from 2 exons. Lineage: Eukaryota; Viridiplantae; Streptophyta; Magnoliopsida; Lamiales; Lamiaceae. The record is from RefSeq and is a predicted model, not a curated record. Gene Ontology annotation, molecular function: protein dimerization activity. Bases 1 to 2730 code for a protein of 909 amino acids.
AUGUCCAAAAGGAGAAAAACUCAUGAUAGUUCAAGCUCUCCGGCUUCAAGCUCUCUACCUUCAAGCUCUCCGGCUUCAAGCACUCCACCUUCAAGCUCUCCACCUUCAAGCUCUCCGGCUUCAAAUUCAAUUGGUAUUGUAUCUCCUUCAGAUGCUAGUGUGCCAUUACAUGAGGAAGAAUUGAUUUAUGAUAUCGAAAAACUUCAUCAUGAUCCUAUUAGAAGAACCGAUAUAAUGAAAUAUCCUCCAAAUGAGCGAGAUACAAUUAGGAGGGCGUAUAUUCUUAGAAAACCUUGUCAGCCAAGAACUUUUUCUUUUCCUCAAAAAGAAGUUGGAGGUUCGCGUCGUCGGUUUAUGGUUUCAUGGUUUGAUAAAUGGGAUUGGCUUGAAUAUAGUAUGGAUGAAGAUGCUGCAUUUUGUUUUGUAUGCUACUUGUUCAAGAAUGAAGUUGGACAUGCGGGGGGUGAUGCAUUUGUGAAUAAAGGAUUUAAGUCGUGGAAUAAGCCGGACCGAUUUAUAAAACAUAUUGGUGGAGUUAGAAGUGCUCAUAAUAUUGCUUAUGAGAAAUAUGUGAACUUGAGGGAUGGCAAAAAGAAAUCGAUUUUGGUUUCUUUAGAUAAUGUUAGUGAUGUGAUUAACAACGAAUAUAAUGUUCGCUUGAAGGCUUCAAUUUCUUGUUUACGUUACCUAUUGGGACAAGGCAUGGCAUUUCGUGGUCACAGGGAAGGUGAAGAUUCCCUUAAUAGGGGAAAUUUUCUUGAACUUUUAAAAUGGUUGAAGGCACAUAAUGAAGUUAUUUCAAAAGUGACUUUGGAAAAUGCCCCUGGAAAUUGUCAAUUGACAUCUCCAACUAUUCAAAAAGACAUCAUCAAUUGUUGUGCUAAAGAAACAAUGAAGAGAAUUGUGGAUGAUCUUGGUGAUGACUACUUUGCUAUAUUAGCUGAUGAAUCUAGUGAUGUGUCCCAAAAGGAACAACUGGCUCUUUGUUUGCGCUAUGUUGAAAAGAAAAGGGGAAAGGUAGUUGAACGAUUCAUUGGUCUUGUGCAUGUUGGUGAUACUACAUCUUUGUCUCUUAGAAGUGCAAUUAUGACUUUACUUGUUGAACAUUCAUUAAGCCCAUCCAAGAUUCGAGGGCAAGGAUAUGAUGGGGCUAGUAACAUGAAGGGUGAGAUACAUGGACUCAAGACUUUGAUCAUGAAAGAUACUCCAAGCGCUUACUACGUACAUUGCUUUGCCCACCAGCUUCAACUAACAUUGGUAGCCAUUUCAAAAAAGAACGAUGAUUGUAGUUGGCUUUUUGAAACUGUUGGUAUUUUGUUGAAUGUAAUUGGAGUUUCUUGUAAGAGAAAUGAAUUGCUUCGCGAAGUUCAAGCACAAAAAGUUGCUCAAGCCUUGGAAAUUGGUGAACUUGAAUCGGGAUCGGGGUUGAAUCAAGAACUUAGUUUGAAGAGGCCUGGAGACACUCGUUGGAGUUCUCACUACAAGACUCUUUUGAAUAUCAUGGACUUAUUUUCUACAAUUUUUGAAGUUCUUACGAUGAUUGGAAAGAAAGAUUCCGUUUUCGAUGAUAAGGGAAAAGCUCAAGGCAUUUUUUACUUACUAGAGUCAUUUGAUUUCGUGUUUAUGGCACAACUAAUGACUACUAUAUUUGGGUACACUAACAAUUUGUGUCUUGCUUUGCAAAGAAGAGAUCAAGACAUCAUUAAUGCUAUGAGGCUUGUCACUUUAACCAAGGAUCAACUACAGAAAAUGAGGGAGGAUGGAUGGGAGAUUCACUUGAACAAGGUAAUCUCAAUUUGCAAUAAACAUGGCAUUGUUGUUCCAGAUAUGAAAGCUCACUAUAGCCCUCAUGGAAGAUCAAAACGUUUUGUUCAACAAGUUUCAUAUCUUCAUCAUUUUCGUGUUGAUGUGUUUAUCAAAGUGAUUGACUUCUUACUUCAAGAACUUGAUAAUCGAUUCGAUGAAGUUAAUAUGGAGUUGCUCAGAUGUAUGGCUUGCUUCAAUCCUAAAGAUGGCUUCUCUUCUUUUGACAAGGAAAAGGUACUCAAACUUGCCACUUUUUAUCCUUCCGAUUUUUCAAACAUUGAUUUGAUGGACCUUGAGUGCCAACUUGAUAUAUUCAUUGGAGAUAUGAGAAGUGAUGAAGACUUUCAGAAUUUGCGAGAUAUUAGUUCUCUUUUGAUGAAGCUUGUUGAAACAAAAAGAGAUGUGGUUUAUUCGCGUGUGGUUUUGCUUAUCAAGUUGAUUUUGAUUCUUCCGGUUGCCACUGCAAGUGUAGAGAGGGUGUUUUCUGGAAUGACAUUUGUGAAGAAUAAGUUGAGAAAUAGAAUGGGUGAUCAACCUUUGAACGAUUGUUUGGUCACUUUCAUUGAGAAAGAUGUGUUUCUACAAGAUGUUUUGGAGUGUGCCCAGGAAGAGAGUUUGAUUGUUGAUUAUGAUCGAGUUGGGGAAGGAUUUGAGGAUUCUAAUGAAAAGAUUGUACAUUCUUCUGCUUGUUUUUGUGGCGUUGAAAAUGUUGAUAUUGAUGGGAAUUUGGAAGCAGGGGAAGAGGAUGUUGCGAAAGAAAGGAAAAUUGUGGAAGAGGAGAAGUCGAAUUUGAUCAUGAUGGAUAAGUCUGAGCAUGUGUGUGUUGAAGAAGAUGCACGCACCCUCUCUAAUUCAGAUAGAAGGGAUGGAGUGCUGAGGAGAAUGUGCAUGGAGUAUCUGUUAGGCAUUCUUGUAUUCAUCUAA